CCACUGAGGACUCUGACUCCUCCUUUACCCAGUCUGCAUGGGAUCCUAGAAAACCUGCACUGUGGUCAUUCCUGCCACUACACCAAGUCACCCUACGAGAAGGUGACUUCGAUAGUUUAUUUUUCUGUCUCGCCACGGAGGCUGUAAUUCAUUUUUUGCCCACUUGUAAAUGAGUACCUCCUCCCCCUUCUGAAUCAUCCAGUUCCUACCACGGUCUCCACCCCGGCUGUGGGCUGGAGCCAAGUUCUGUUAUGUGCACAAUCCUGGAAACUUCUGAUCAGAGAGAACUGAACAUGCAAAGUCUCCUUUUCUAAGCCUAUCCAACAGCAAGCCCAACUGUUUUCUAGACAGAACCAGGUGGAGAUCUGAGAAUCCUGAGGAGUGCCCCACCAUGCAGUGGCUGACGAGGUUCCGGGGCAUCCACAAAUCCUUCCAUGGCUUUUAUACUCAAUACAUGCGCUGCCAGUCUUUAUCAGAAGUCGGAGCCCCAAGAUGGAAUGAUUAUGAUAGACCCAAGGAAUUUAACUUUGCAAAUGAUAUAGUGGACUACUGGACUCAAAUGGAAAUGGAGGGCAAGAGAGGUCCAAACCCAGCCCUAUGGUGGGUGAAUAACCAAGGAGAUGAAGUGAAAUGGAGUUUCAGAGAGAUAACAGACUUAAGCUGCCGUACAGCCAACAUGUUGACACAGAACUGUGGCCUGCAACGCGGAGACCGCCUAGCCUUGAUUCUGCCUCGGGUGCCUGAGUGGUGGUUGGUGAGCCUAGGCUGCAUCCGAUCAGGAAUCAUCUUCAUGCCAGGAACCACCCAGUUGAAGGCCAAGGACAUUCUCUACCGACUACAAGUGUCUAAAGCCCAGAGUAUCGUGACCACUGAAGCCCUUGCCCCUGAGGUGGACUCCGUGGCUUCUGAGUGCCCCAAUCUGAAAACCAAGCUCCUGGUGUCCGAUCAUAGCCGUGAAGGGUGGCUGGACUUCCGCUCAUUGAUGAAAGUCGCCCCUCCUAAGCAGACCUGUGUGGCGACCAAGAGUCAAGAUCCAAUGGCCAUUUUUUUCACCAACAGAACAACAAGUUCUCCCCAAAUGGUCGCAUUUUCCCACUAUGGUUUGGGAAUGGGAUUUAGCCAAACCUCAAGACAGUGGAUGGACCUCCAGCCGACAGAUGUCUUCUGGUAUCUGGGGGAUGCCCUCAGUGGAAGCUUGUCACUGAGCAGUGUGCUGGGAGCUUGGCUCCAAGGAGCCUGCGUGUUUCUGCAUCACAUGCCAACCUUCUGCCCCGAGACUGUUCUAAACGCCUUGCACAGAUUUCCCAUCACCACUCUAUCUGGAAAUCCAGGGGUAUACCAGGAAUUGCUUCAACACAAACAUUUCAUCAGCUACAGAUCCAAGAGCCUGAAGCAUUGUGUGUCUGCAGGAGGACCCAUAAGCCCUGGGAUGAUAGCAAACUGGAAAUGCAUCACUAAGUUGAACAUCUACGAAGGCUAUGCGAAGACUGAAACUGGGCUGCUCUGUGCCACUUCCAAACAAAUGAAAUUAAAGCCAGGUUCUCUGGGGAAGCCACUGCCACCUUAUAUUGUACAGAUUGUGGAUGAAAACUCAAAUACCUUGCCUGCAGGAGAAGAAGGGAAUAUUGCCUUUCGUGUUCAGUGGAAGCAACCCAGCUCACUGUACUAUCCACACAUGGUGAAUUGGGAGGAAUACACUUCAGCAAGAGACCACAUGCUUUACCUCACAGGGGACAGAGGCAUCAUGGAUGAAGACGGCUACUUCUGGUGGACUGGUAGAGCUGAGGAGGCCAUCCACACGUAG
Messenger RNA from Talpa occidentalis (Iberian mole), 1804 nucleotides. RefSeq names its product acyl-coenzyme A synthetase ACSM6, mitochondrial-like. Bases 392 to 1804 code for a protein of 470 amino acids. Gene Ontology annotation, biological process: acyl-CoA metabolic process; fatty acid biosynthetic process. Gene Ontology annotation, cellular component: mitochondrial matrix. The transcript is spliced from 11 exons. Lineage: Eukaryota; Metazoa; Chordata; Mammalia; Eulipotyphla; Talpidae. Gene Ontology annotation, molecular function: fatty acid ligase activity; fatty-acyl-CoA synthase activity. The record is from RefSeq and is a predicted model, not a curated record.